CAUGUGCACUGUUCUUGACCUUGACCUCAAUUUUUAGGAUUUUCAAUUUCCUUUCUUUGCAGUAAUCAAACGUGAAAUGGGACUAGUGAUUGGCCGUUGGAUGGGCUGGUGUUAGUGGCAAGGAAGGCUAAUAGGAAAUCAAUAGCACCAAACAAGAGAAGAAGAAGAUCAAGAUCGAAGUAAUGGGGAAGGAAUUGGCAGUGAAAAUUCUAGGAAUUUUGGCCCCCAAUUUGUGGAAUGGGACUAGAGAUUGCUUGGGAAACUUCUAGGGAAUGGGUGAGCUGCUGUUGCGCGGAGAAGAAGAAGAUCUUGCACCGCCGAUAGUUGAGUGGAGAACAAGAAGAUCUUGCACCGCCGAUAGUUGAGUGGAGAACAAGAAGAUCCUGCACACACAGAGGCUGGCUACUCAGCGAAGAAGAAGAAGCAAAUCUUGAUGGAGAAGGGCCGACUGUUGGGUGGAGAACAAGAAGAACUUGCACGGAGAGAGGCCGGCUACUCGACGAAGAAGAAGAAGCAGAUCUUGCGUGGAGAAAGGCUGGCUGCUCGGCGAAGAAGAAGAAGCAGAUCUUGCGUGGAGAAAGGUCGACUGCUCAGUGAAGAAGAAGAAGCAUAUCUUGCAUGGAGAAAGGCCAGUUGUUGGGCGGAGAACAAGAAGAACUUGCACGGAGAGAGGCCGGCCGUUGGGUAGAGAAGUUGUAGGGACGGGGUGGGCUGCUGUUGGGUGGAGAAGAAGACCCUGCACAGAAAAGAAGCAAACUGAAAAUUCUAGGGAUUUUGCCCCCAAAUCGUGGAGUGGGAAGGAAGAGGAGAGAUGGCAGAAAAUUGAGAGAUGUGGGUUACAACAUGGCACGUCUGAGAAUACUU
Rubroshorea leprosula is the source of this 864-nucleotide messenger RNA. The record is from the annotation of a GenBank genome assembly. Lineage: Eukaryota; Viridiplantae; Streptophyta; Magnoliopsida; Malvales; Dipterocarpaceae.